Molecule: messenger RNA, 1929 nt
Organism: Asparagus officinalis (garden asparagus)
Lineage: Eukaryota; Viridiplantae; Streptophyta; Magnoliopsida; Asparagales; Asparagaceae
Product: protein CUP-SHAPED COTYLEDON 2-like
Exons: 3
Coding region: 508-1680 (390 amino acids)
Biological process (GO): regulation of DNA-templated transcription
Molecular function (GO): DNA binding
Source: RefSeq, a predicted model, not a curated record
AAAAGGAAAGGAGUAGUAUAAUUAUGUUAUAUAGAGUCAUCACCCUCAUAAGCAUUUCUUUCCUUAAACGGCUUCGAUCUUUCUUCCAAGAAGGUUAGAGAAGUGAACGGAAGUAAAGAAAAUUUUUAAUCCAAUAUUUUGUAUGUGUUAAUCAAAUAGCUUGCUCUAUCUAUCAAGGUACUUCUCUCCUUGAAAACCUUACUUAAUUAUUCAUAAUUCCCAAAACUCUUUAAUCAGCUGCUAGCUAGCUAGUUCACUCGAUUCUUUUUCUUUCGUUUUGAUUUAAACAUAUGUACGCAAGCAACACAAGGUUCAUAUAUAUUAGCUGGUUUGCUCUAAUUUCUUAUAUGUUUGUUUUUCUUAUAAAAUUGUUGUUUAAAGUUUUAUUGUAAUUUGGUCUUGUAUGAAAAGAAGAGAAAAUCUCAUUUGGUUUUUUCAGUUUGAUCAUAGAUAAUUAAUUGAGGAAUGCUUUGGUCUUCAGUUGAGUGAAUUGACUUAAGUUCAAUUAUGUCUUGGAAGGGGAAAUUAAUGGAGUUGCCCCCCGGGUUUCGUUUUCAUCCGACCGAUGAAGAGUUGAUAACGCACUACCUCUCGAAGAAGGUGCUGGAUGAGGCGUUCAGUGCCAUAGCCAUUGGAGAGGUGGACCUCAACAGGUGUGAGCCUUGGGAUUUGCCCUGGAGAGGAGGGAGUAUGGGAGAGAAGGAGUGGUACUUCUUCAGUGUAAGGGAUAGGAAGUACCCAACAGGGCUGAGGACCAACAGAGCUACUGAGUCUGGCUACUGGAAAGCUACAGGAAAGGAUAAGGAGAUACACCGACCAGCAGUGAGGUCGACGUUGCUGGUGGGAAUGAAGAAGACCCUGGUUUUCUACAGAGGGAGAGCUCCCAAGGGUCACAAAACCAACUGGGUCAUGCACGAAUACAGAUUGGAGGGCAAAUACACUCGUGUUUACGACCUCCCCACCUCAGCUCUUUUCAAGCAGAGGGAGUGGGUGAUAUGCAGGGUAUUCAAGAAGGGUAGUAGCUCAGAUGUCGAAGUUACUGCUGCUGCUGCUGCAAGUAGCAUUCGCAAUAUGAUGGGAUUAAUUAAUCAUGGAUCCUGCUCUGUUGCCUCUUAUAAUUAUAAUGAAUCAUCCCGUGAAUUGGAAUAUCAUUUGGGGGGCGACCCCAGGACUACUACUAGUACUAAUAAGGAUGACGACGAUGAGGAGGGUAACCGCCCUCUGCUACCUCCAUUGAUGGAUGCUACAGUCAUCAGUCCUAACUGCAAGGUCGAUCGCCGUAACAGAUCAGCAUCAGAACCACCAGAAGCUCACGUGACCUGCUUCUCCAGUAUUACAGUGUCGGAGGAUGAGAAAGGGCCAAACGAGGGCGACUGCUUCAAUAAUAAUCCAUUAGUAUUCCACUACUCCUCCUCUGCUUCCUCCAAUUUUCUGCACUCAGUUUUCAACUCGUUCAAGAUGAUGAAUUCGACUCCACCUACUUCAGGUCUUCUGGGAAACAGCAACACUAGCUUCAUUCCCGAUCCCGAUCCCGAUCCCAAUCCAAAUAGUAGUUUGAAGCAGCUAUUGCAGAGCAAUUUGUAUGGAGCGGCAACAAUGGAACACAAACACUGCAAGACAACAGACUGCUGCAAAGAUGUGCUCACGACUCUCUCACCCGAAACAGCCCCCAACUCCUGAUGUCAGACCGUGAAGACAGCUCCAGACAAACACUCCUUAAUUUGAUGCUCCGCACCUUGAUCUUUCUGCUUCUCUUCGCCUUCAAGACUCCCUCUCGAGCUGCUAGCUCUAGCUUUUAAUAACACAAUCCCUACCUAGUAAUUAGUGAUCCAUUUAUCAAGUGUGUGCGUGAUAACUGCUCCUUGUUGAUGACCAUGGCUUGUGUGUAAAUUGUGUGAUCUUUCGAAUAAGAUAACGUUAUGUGAAUAA